Gloeophyllum trabeum ATCC 11539 is the source of this 3291-nucleotide messenger RNA. RefSeq lists its product as uncharacterized. Bases 1 to 3291 code for a protein of 1096 amino acids. Lineage: Eukaryota; Fungi; Basidiomycota; Agaricomycetes; Gloeophyllales; Gloeophyllaceae. The record is from RefSeq and is a predicted model, not a curated record. Gene Ontology annotation, molecular function: ubiquitin binding. The transcript is spliced from 11 exons. Gene Ontology annotation, biological process: protein deubiquitination; double-strand break repair via homologous recombination.
AUGCUGACGGGCUGGGCGGAUGAUGUUAUCGAGGAGGAGGAGGAAGGGGAGGAGGUAGUGAGGGACGGAGACAUCCUUGGUGAGGUGAAAGAGAGCGCUGCAUGGCGGCGGAAACGCAUAAAGAAGAACAGCGCAGAGAUCCCGUAUGAGGAGCAGUGGGAGAUGGACGUGGACGCCUUCGAGCCGGGUAAACCAUGCUCGAUACAGCCCACGACGUUCCGACAGGCAGCGCAGGCCCACACAGACUGGGUCAACGAUGUAUUGCUAUGUAACUACAACCAGACAGUUCUGUCCGCCUCGUCCGACGGCACCGUGAAGGCAUGGACCCCGCACACGGCCAACGCGCCAGAGCCGACCGUCAUCGGGACGCACGUCGACUACGUGCGCUGUCUCGCCCUCAGUCGCGAGCAGAACUGGGUCGCGUCGGGCUCGUUCGACCGCACGAUCAAACUGUGGGACCUCUCGCGCACCUCGGCGGACGAGCCGCUGAUCACGCUCAGCCCGCCCGAGUCGUCCGGCCCCAAGUCGAGCAUCUACGCGCUGGCGGCGGACCCGUGCGGGCAUACGAUCGCGAGCGGGUCCCCGGAACGCGUGGUCAGGAUGUGGGACCCCCGGAGCGGUAGACGGAUCGCGAAAUUGGUGGGACAUACGGACAACAUCAGGGCAAUCCUGAUCUCGGAGGAUUCGAGAUAUCUUCUCACGGGUUCAGCAGAUGCGUCCGUCAAGCUAUGGUCGAUAUCGUCGCAAAAGUGUCUGCACACGUUCACGCAUCAUACAGACUCGGUGUGGUCACUAUUCUCGUCUCAUCCUUCGCUGGAGGUAUUCUACUCGGGGGACAGGUCAGGCCUUGUAUGCCGAGUGGACGUAGAGGAUUGCGCGGAUGUGUCGGAAGGGGAGUGCAUAGUCCUGUGCCAAGACCCGAGCGAGCGAUGCCCCGGAACUUCAGAAGGUAUCAUCAAGAUGGUUGUCAUGGACGAUAACCUGUUGUGGACCGCGGCGGGCAACUCGAGCAUCAAGCGGUGGCGGCUGCCUCCUCGGCGAGCUGCGCGUGCGUCUACCCUGGGUGCAGGGGAUACCGACAGGCAGCACAGGGUAUCCCUCUCGCCCUCGCUGCAUGGCUCCCUGAGCUCCGCAUUUGAGCAGAGGGAGUACCACGACGCCGACACCCUUUUCGGCAUCCCCUUCGAGAGUCUCGUGCGGCUCACGUCGCCAAACGAUCCUUUCACGCCGUACACGGGUCUGGGCCGCGGCAGAGACCCGGAAGUCGCGACAUUGUACUCCGCCGCGUCGAUCCUCUCCGUCCCGCACCGCUCGCCAAUGCAAGCCGCGUUCACCGCCUCGCAGCCGCCGCUGCUCUCCAGCGCGCCCACGAUGCGUAGCGACACGCUGAACUCGCGCGGGCUAGAGGAGCCGGUGCCGCCCCUGCAUACCGCACGCGCGGACUAUGAGGAGCGCGAGGUGGCCGCUGAUGCAGUGCCGCUGGUGAAGGCUCCGGACCACACUAUCGAGGGCGACCACGGGCUCGUGCGCUCGAUCACGCUGAACGACCGUAUGCAUGCGCUGACGGUAGACACAGCGGGUGAGGUCGCGGUGUGGGAUAUCGUGCGCGGGACGUGCUUGGGGAAGUACUCCCCCGAGGACGUAUCCGCGGCGAGCUUUAGAGGGAGUACGGCGGGUGGGAGCGACGGCGCGGGCGAACGGGAGCGGAGUCCGCGGGAGGCACUCGAGUCGGUCAGGGAGAGGAUUGAGGGGGAGGCGGUGGUAACUGCUUGGUCGUCGGUGGAUACCAAGACGGGCGUGCUCACUGUGCAUAUGAACGAGAAGUGUUUUGAGGCGGAGAUUUAUGCCGACGAAGCGGGGUAUGGGCCCGAAAAGCACUUCAGCGACGAAUCAAGAUUGAAUAUCGGGAAGUGGAUACUGCGCAACUUGUUCCUUGGGUUCAUUCGAGAAGAACAGCGGGCAGCCACGAGAAGGGCUCGGGACGAGCGCGACUCUACGCACCACAAGGGUCUGCAUCGCGGGUCAGCGCCAUCACACAUCGACAUUAACGGGCAUUCCCCGCCAGAAGCUCGACCACGCUCUAAUUCCGACGCGUCCAUAUCAUCCAACCGUUCCCCGUUCCAUAGUACUGUCUUAGCGUCCCCUAAUAUGCUUCCCGCAGUUUCGCCUGCAGUCCCUAUCAGUGCAAAGUCAUCACCGCUCUUGACACCGAUGAUCCAGCUGUUUCCGAUCGGCAAGGAAAGCGGUUUGUCACCGAUACCUCAGUCGCCUACCGUAGCGAGCAAUGAUGCGACGCCUGUACCUCAGCCCAAGCCGGUUAUCGCUGCUGGCGUCGCCACAGCCCCAGCUACAUCUUCCAAAGACGGCGACUACUUCUCCCUACGGGCUCGGCAAAAUUCGGUGUCUGGAGGGAGGCCCACUACGCCUGACGAUUUUGCUGUCUGGGGUCCUCCGAAGACUGCAAAUGAUUCUGCCAUACCAGCAACUCCUAGCACACCCAGUGCUGGUGGAUUUAUGGGUAAAUUGCGUCACUUCGGAAAGAGCUCGAAGAGGGCGAGUGAGGCUGGCAGCAUAACAACACCAGGCGGCUCAGCGGUGUCUCACGAAGUACCUAGUACACCAGCGGAGGUUAGUAAUUCCCCAGUCCAGUCCCUUUUAGCAAAUCCCAUCACCCCUCCCACCUCUGCAGACGGACCUCACUUAUCCCUGGCACCGAAUACUUCCCUCAUCAUAUCGGAAGAGGCCGCAUCCGGAUGGAAGACAUUGUACCGGGGUAGUGUCUCCUCUACAGGAGCAGACAUGAGAGCUCUGGAAGAAGCCAUGCCUUUUUGGUUAUUGGAAUACCUUUUGGCCAAUAAGGUUGCCCCUAUCCCGGUGUCGAAGGUCAGCUUCGUGCUACUGCCUUAUCCCGCGAAGACCCCGGAUGAGGAGAGGCUACCUGAACUUCUGAAUACUGCACAAUCCAAACUUACUGCGAGCCGUUUCUUGCGAGUCCGCAAGCUGACUUACCAUGUACAAGACAAGCUAGAACGGCUUGCAGGCAACUCGACUUUCACUACCCCGAGGUCCUCGUUUGACUCCGGGAGACCGCAUGAUACUGCCAGCAAGCCCCGCCCUCGAGCCGAGGAGCAUUAUGAGAUUCUCUGUAACGAGCUGGUCCUUCCUCUCGACAUGACAUUGGCUGCAGUGCGACAAUACGUAUGGAGGCAAGCGGGCGAGCUAGUCAUGUAUUAUAGACGUCGGACACCUCACCGUCGGCCUCUCGAGUCUUCACCGGAGCAACCCAGAUAA